AUGGGUAACGCCGCCGGAUCCACAGUGGAUGAUAUGCAGGCAAUGGAGAUGCACCAGUGGUAUAAGAAAUUCAUGAUGGAGUGCCCGUCGGGACAGCUCAUGUUGCACGAGUUCAAGCAUUUCUUCGGCCUCCAGGGCCUGGACCCUGAAGCUAACGCUUACAUUGAGGAGAUGUUCAGCACCUUCGACAUGAACCAGGAUGGCUAUGUGGACUUCAUGGAAUAUGUGGCAGCCCUGAGCCUCGUGAUGCGGGGCCAGAUGGAACACAAGCUACGUUGGUACUUCAAGUUAUAUGACGUGGAUGGCAACGGCUGCAUCGACCGGAACGAGCUGCUCAACAUCAUCAAGGCCAUCCGAGCGAUCAAAGGCACAGAAUCUAAAGAGGUCUCUGCAGAGGAGUUCACCAACCGUGUGUUUGACAAGAUUGAUGUCAACGCGGACGGGGAGCUGUCCCUGGAAGAGUUUGUGGCAGGUGCUCGCAAUGAUAAGGAGUUUAUGGAGGUGAUGAUGAAGAGCCUGGAUCUCAAGCAUGUUGUGGCCAUGAUCCAUAGUCGGCGGCGCAGCAUUUAG
Molecule: messenger RNA, 570 nt
Organism: Scleropages formosus (Asian bonytongue)
Lineage: Eukaryota; Metazoa; Chordata; Actinopteri; Osteoglossiformes; Osteoglossidae
Product: guanylyl cyclase-activating protein 1-like
Exons: 4
Coding region: 1-570 (189 amino acids)
Molecular function (GO): calcium ion binding
Source: RefSeq, a predicted model, not a curated record